AUGAAAAAAUGGGCCAAAAGUACGGUACCGCAAAAUGAACUGGAAGAACGUGGACACGAUAGAGCCAAACAAUUGGAAAAAGUGGAAUCUUCUUUUCACGAAGUUCACCGCGAAAUUCGCGGGAAUUUUGAUGACAGUAAUGAGGAAUUUCUAGACGAUCUAGAAUAUCCUUCGGAAUUCAUUCAAGAUUCCGACUCCUGGGACGCCCUCCCACAACCACUGGUCGACUGGGUCCAGGCCCAAGAAGGUCUGAGAACUGGUGGAGCGCCGAUAUCAAACCGAGAAAUGCUCGAAACGGCAUACCGAUUCUUGAAUAAGAACAACGCGGCAUCCCCUAACCCCAGUAGUUUGCCUACCAUUGUUCUUGCGCUUGGCAUUGCAUUGAAAUACAUCAAGGCGAUAACGCGAGGACUAAGUCGCUCCUUGCGGGAGCACACGAUCCCAGGAUACCUUGGCCAAGUGAUCCAAAGGAAAUGUUACUCCUGGGAAAAGGCUGUCCUGGAUGAUGCCUUUCCGAUUUUCUACAAAGAAGCGGCAGACACCUAUGUUAUUACGGUUACCAGCAGGGGAAACUGUGGUCGGCCAGGCUGCCCAGGAAAUAGCGUUUCGCUCGUCCGGGAAAAAGAGUUCGAAAGGUCAGCUAGAGCUCAGAAGGAGACCUCUGCUAUUAGCGCAUUACUCUGUUCGGGGAAAGACUUGGAGAAGUGCCCUGAAAUGGUCAGGACAAUCCACGAGCCUGCUAGGUUUCUACAGGCUCGUUGGCAAUGUGAUAGCUGUGGGAACAAGGAGCAGUACUUUCCUGCUGUUAAUCCCAUAUUCCCGACUAUAACCGAGCCAGCCUUGUAUAGUAUCAUAACCGGGUUUAGCGAGGUUGUGAGCUAUUGGCAGAAAAUCCCAGGCAUCAAUUUUCACCGACAAAACAGGAACAAGGACUUAUACAGGGCGGUUCGAGAUGUUGAAGAAGGCAAAGAACCUAUCUUGUGA
This is a messenger RNA of Talaromyces rugulosus, 984 nucleotides long. RefSeq lists its product as uncharacterized. The transcript has 3 exons. The record is from RefSeq and is a predicted model, not a curated record. Bases 1 to 984 code for a protein of 327 amino acids. Lineage: Eukaryota; Fungi; Ascomycota; Eurotiomycetes; Eurotiales; Trichocomaceae.